ACAACCGUCACAAAUUUAUCAAAACUCACUCACAGGAGAGAGUGAGAGAGAGCUGGAGAUCGAUCCUUGGAGCAGUGAUCGAAGGAGAUCAAAGCGAGGAAUCCAUCGACAAAGCUCUGAUCAAACUGGGAUUUGAGCUGCUGGAGUCGGUGGUUUGAGGGUAUCUCGGGGUUUUUUUUGUAGGUUUCUGUUUUACAGAUCGGGUCUGACAAAGUGGUUGUGAAAAGACCAUAUUAGAUGGGGGCCAAAGAUAUAACUGAAGACAAAGAUGACCGUUCAAGUGACACUGAAAAGGAAGUCAAGCAUAGUAAAGAAGGUGAGUCUGAUCUUGAGUCCGCGAGGGAUUCUGUAUCAUCUCAAGGAGAGGCACAGAGUGUUGAUGAUGGCAAAGUGAAAAGAGCUUCUAGGGUUCCCAAAAAACUUACUCAGAAGCAAUCAGUGGAAAGCAGCCCUCGUGCGUCAAGGAAUAAUAGCAAUCAUAAAGAGUCUGCUAAACUACAGUAUAAGACAUCCCCAAUGGGUCAGAAUAAAUCACAGAAACCGAAGAAAGCUGUGUCAACACCUAAAAGCCUUAAUGGUAAAAAAUUAGAAAGUAUGAUUGUUCCUGCCAAGCCUCCUUCUGAAGUAUCUGAAGGAUCUGAUGAUAAAACCAUUGAAGAGGUUAAGGAGAUUGAUGUCUUAGAUGAGACACCUAGCUAUGAUCAGUGUAUUGGUACAGAUGAUGAAACAGGUGAUACAGUAGAGAACACUUUAGAAGAUGACCGGGUUAGUGCAUAUAAAAAAAUCGAAGACAUGGAGCUGCGAAUUGACAAGCUUGAGGAGGAACUUAGAGAAGUUGCUGCUCUUGAGAUCUCUCUCUAUUCUGUGGUACCUGAGCAUGGGAGCUCUUCACAUAAAGUUCACACUCCUGCACGGCGUCUUUCUAGGCUCUAUAUUCAUGCAUGCAAGCAUUGGUCUCAGGAAAAGAGAGCUACUGUUGCUAGAAAUACAAUCUCAGGUCUUGUACUGAUUGCAAAGUCAUGCGGCAGUGACAUAUCAAGGUUGACCUUCUGGCUAUCAAACACAGUGGUCCUUAGGGAGAUCAUUGCUCACACUUUUGGCCACUUGUCCAAUUCACACUCAAUUUCAAGGGCUGUUGAAUCAAAUGACGGAGCUAAGAAAGUUGAGGGAAUUCCCUCUCCAGUAAGCUGGAAAAACAGCAAUGGUAGCAAGCAAACAAGAAAACCUAGCUUUAUGCAACCAGUAGAUGACUGGCAAGAAACAAGUACAUUCUUGCUUGCAUUAGAAAAAAUUGAAUCCUGGAUUUUCUCCCGAACAGUUGAAUCAGUAUGGUGGCAGUCCUUCACUCCGCAUAUGCACUCACCCUCAGAGGAUUUCUAUGCGACAGAAAGUUUUGGGAAAUUGUUAGGACCAGCACUUGGUGAUCAGCAGCAGGGAAGCUUUUCAAUAAACAUAUGGAAAAACGCAUUUCGUGAUGCCUUUACCAGAAUCUGUCCAGUUCGAGCAGGGGGCCAUGACUGUGGCUGCUUGCCUGUGCUAGCAAAAAAGGUGAUGGAGCAGUGUGUGUCAAGGUUAGAUGUUGCAAUGUUUAAUGCUAUUCUACGUGAGUCGGCCAAUGAAAUUCCUACUGAUCCUGUAUCAGAUCCAAUUGUUGAUUCAAAAGUCAUACCUAUCCCUGCUGGGAAUUUGAGCUUUGGAUCGGGUGCUCAACUCAAAAAUUCUAUAGGAAAUUGGUCAAGAUUGCUUACGGAUCUCUUUGACAUGGAUACGGGAGAUGGUUUAAGUGAUGAUCAGCAUGAAGGCAAUGAAGAGGAAAGUAGGGGAAGAGGCUAUGUGGAGCCUAAAUCUUUUCGUCUUCUUAAUGAGCUGAGUGACCUCCUUAUGCUCCCUAAAGACUUACUUCUUGAUAUUGCCAUCAGAAAUGAAGUCUGCCCAUCAAUUGGUCUGUCCAUAGUGACACGAGUGCUUUGCAAUUUCACACCUGAUGAAUUCUGCACAGACCCAGUUGCAGGCUAUGUCCUGGAAGACCUGAAUGAUGAGAGCUUGAUAGAGCACGGUUCAGCUGACAAGGACCUGAUGAACACCUUCCCCCGGUCAGCAGCUGGAGUAGUGUACACGCCACCAUCGCCGGCAGAGGUUGCAGAGAAGGUGGCAGAGAUUGGUGGCCGAGCAGAGCUGGAGAGAAAAGCUUCCAUAGUACAGAAGAAGGGUUAUACCAGUGACGAUGAUUUGGAUGAUCUUGAUUCACCUCUAAGAUCAAUUGUAGACAAGAGGCAAGCUGGAGUUGAAAUUCAGAGAGAAAACACUGGACUCAACGCCAGGUACAAACUUCUCCGUGAUGUGUGGUCUGGCUGAGUCUGUUGCUCGUACGCAUACAUAGGAAGUAAAGCACGCAGAAAACAAACCUACCUACAUUGUAACACAUGCUUCUUAUUGCCCGCGAGGGUUGUCGAAAAGAAUGAGCCCAUUGAUGUUGUCAUGCUGCAGGCGUGUAAUUGGGUUCUUUUUUUUUUUGCUUGGCAAGAAAAACUUAGGCUAUUUGUUUUAUUUGUUCACUGUAGAUAAUAUGUUAGAUGAUAUGUUACCACGUUAUAAGCCUCAGUGCUGUUUGGCGGUGAUGUAUACACGCACAUAAUCACGACAAGGGAAUGAAUGGCAGAUUCUUGA
Messenger RNA from Dioscorea cayenensis subsp. rotundata (Guinea yam), 2667 nucleotides. RefSeq lists its product as uncharacterized. Gene Ontology annotation, cellular component: nuclear pore. The record is from RefSeq and is a predicted model, not a curated record. The coding region runs from base 238 to 2355 and encodes 705 amino acids. The transcript has 9 exons. Lineage: Eukaryota; Viridiplantae; Streptophyta; Magnoliopsida; Dioscoreales; Dioscoreaceae.